Molecule: messenger RNA, 2544 nt
Organism: Eremothecium sinecaudum
Lineage: Eukaryota; Fungi; Ascomycota; Saccharomycetes; Saccharomycetales; Saccharomycetaceae
Gene: PUT3
Product: Put3p
Exons: 1
Coding region: 1-2544 (847 amino acids)
Biological process (GO): DNA-templated transcription; regulation of DNA-templated transcription
Molecular function (GO): DNA binding; DNA-binding transcription factor activity, RNA polymerase II-specific; zinc ion binding
Source: RefSeq, a predicted model, not a curated record
AUGCAGCACCUAGGACGUGGUGGUGGGUUGGAAAACGUAACAGAUGACCUUAAGCUGCUUGAUGUUGAAGUUGACUGUAAGGAGUAUACCGCCUCAGAGAAGCGGGAGUUGAAUGGUUAUGGUAAGAGUAGCGAUGAUGGACCAAAGCGAAAGAAGAGGUCUCCUUUAGCGUGCUUACGAUGUCGAAGGCGGCACGUCAAGUGCCCAGGAGGUAAUCCUUGCGAGAAGUGUCUAUUAGCACGAGCAACAUGUGAAUAUAUGGAGCCAAGCAAGAAGCUAAUUAUUUCUAUGAAAUACCUGCAGAAGCUCCAGGACGAUCUUGUGAAGAUAAAGAAUGAGAAUGCAAGCUUACAGGCGCAGCUGCGCGAUCGGCCAUGCAAAUGUGAAGGAACUAGGUCUACCAUGGAGCUGUUAAGCCAGCGAACCUUACCGACAAAUUCAAGCGAGAGAGAUAACAUUACAUUCCAAAAGAAUUCAGUGACAGUCGAUGAAGAAGAUGAGAUUGUUCCCAAUUUCACUGAAAGGAGGGGUAGGCUUGUGGAGUCCAGAACCGGUCAGCGAUUCUUUGUAGGUUCUUCAUCCAUGACUCUUUUCGGAAUGGAGAUUCAGUCACUUAUCCCUGCUUCCUUAAAACGGAGAUCGAAACAGAUAGCCAGUCCUAGUAUGGACCCGCCAACGGUGGGCACUGCAGAUAUGAACGCCGUAACAACAGUAUGGCAAGGCGAUAUGAUAGAUGAAGUUCUACAAGAGGAGGGCAAUGCGUAUAAGAUUGUUCUUGGAGGUAAUGAUCCAAACAGAGACCCUAGCGUCAACUUCACACUACCUUCAUAUUCCUAUGCUAUGCGCCUUGUAGAUAUCUUCAUUGAGUAUAACGAUGGCUGUUUCUACUUUUUUAACGAGGGCAUUGUUAAGGAACACCUGCAUCGUACGUACGAAGGAACUUUUAAUCCGGGCGAUGACACCCUUCAAACAAUAUGGCUCUGUAAGUUAUUAUUAAUUUUUGCGACGGGGGAAAUGUAUCAAGGAACAGCCUACAAGCCCGAUUGUAACAAUAAGGAUGAUAGCAGUGACCCUAAUGGGGAUUACAAUAAUAAAAUCGGACCACCUGGAUCUGGAUUUUUUGAGCAAGCAUCGAGGUUAUUCAGCUUUUUGUUUUCAGGCGGCAAAAUUGAAAAUGUGACUAAGGAUGGUGGCAUAGAACUGAUGUUAUUAUAUGCAUUUUAUCUUCAAGUGGCAGACUGUACCGCGGCUUCUUAUUUUUAUUUUGGUCAAACAAUACGAGCAUGUCUCAUUUUGGGCUGGCAUGUGGAUGCAGAGCGCGAUGUCCUUACACGUUUUCAAUUAGAGCACCGAAGGAGGAUAUGGUGGACUGUUUAUAUGUUCGAACGGAUGCUAAGUAGUAAGGCCGGUUUACCUUUAAGUUUUUCAGAUAAUACAAUCUCAGCUGAACUGCCGGAUGACUUUGACAUGACCAAUCCUCCUAAAGGCUGUGAGCACUACAUAUUUCCAGAGGCAGAGUAUAUUACUAACUGUGUUAGAAUCACCCAACUUAACGCCCAAAUUCUUUCUAAACUUUAUCAAAGGCAACCUGAUUCGAAUAUUCUACCGAUGUUGAAAGAAAUUGUGCUUCAGUUACUGCAGUGGAGAACAAGCCUAUCAGAUUUCUUGCAGGUCGAUUUUCAUCAGCCAGAAUUACACAUAUCAAGAUUAUGCACAAAUAUAUUCACUGAGUACUUCCAGGGCCUGAACUUGGCAAUUAGACCUCUAUUAUUUCAUUUUGUUUCGAAACAGUUGGCAAUUGUUGAAAAGUCUAACUCUUACAUUAACCUAUCUGACUAUUCGAAAACAAUAUCCUCGCUAUUAAAUUGCUCAUUAGAAGCCUCGAUUAACUCAAUACGAUCUUUGUAUUAUUUGUUUUCGCAAAACAUGGUUGCGCUUUUUGGAUACAUGGACAGAGAGUAUUUGUUUACUUCCGCAUGUACGUUGGUAUUAUUCAAUGCUGCAUUUGGUAUCCAUGAGCAAACGUAUCAACAUAUUGAUCACGCAUUGAAGAUAUUUACCAAAAUGAGAGCAUUAGGUAAUAAUCCAGCAGGCCUCCGAAUGGCCCAGUUAUUAACGCUCAUGAGCGAACUCGAUUUCCACGGUGUUAUGAAUGAUUUGAUUGCGAAACAUAAUGAACUUGUUGACAUACCUAUUAAUAUUAUGGGUAAUAUACCGGAACUUCAACAGCCAACAAGCAGUCAUUCGUUUAAUACCAGGUCUCAGGAUGCUGAUGAAGCAGAAGUGGCGCCGGACUUUAGUGAACUUUCAAAGACCGAAGCGAGGACCAUCGAGCGGAAUGUUACUAGACUGGAUUUGCAAAGGUUGGAUACACAUACCGAUGGUCUUCAGGAGCUAUUAGAUAAUCCUGAUGAGUUAGGGAAGAGCGAUGAUCAGUUGUGGAAAGAAAUCACAGAUCAAGCCAUGUGGUUAGGAAAUACUAUGGACCCGACCCAUGGUCUGGGGAAUGAGUCGGACUUUUACAAGUCUCACCCAUUGGUCUAA